CGCAAAGCUCUUCCGUCUGAUCUUCCAGUUACCUCACUGAACGGAGCUGGGCUAAGUCCUGCCCAUCUAUGACAUCACCCCCUUCUUCAACCACUGCGAGGUGAAGCUUUAACUUCAGACUUGAAGGUGGGCUGUGCAGUAAACUGGAAUGCUGUCCCUCGCUGGCUUCUCGGUGGAGAAGUGAUCCCAACAGGACCAGCUCAGCCUGCAGCUGCCGCGGGCUUUUGUGAGGACUGGACUUGGAGCUGGGAGAGGGGGGAGGGUUAUCACUCCAGUUCACAAGCAGUGGAAUUACAGCUAUAGCAGCAGAAUAUAUGGGAUUGCUUUUUUCUCGUCUUCCUGGAGAUGCUCAGACCCGGUGUAUUUCAAGGAACAGAAGUAUAAAAGAAAUCUAGUAUGCUUCCUUUUCUUUUUUUCCAUGAAGAAUAUUUGAAUUAAGCUUUCUUUACCUCUUAAAAAAGAAUACCUGUUCUUGCAUAACGUGAAUGCACCAGAUAUUCUGAGAAAGCAGCAAGAAGCAAAAGCUGGAAAUAGCUAUUUCACAGCAGGUAAUCAUACCUCAGGAUGUAGCUACUGUACAAAAUUUAUACUUGGAUAAUCCCGGAUGGGAAUAAAGGUGGGGGGUAACUGCCUGAAAAACAUAUUACUAUACAGGCCUUAGCAUCAUGAAUGGCUUUCUUCAUGAGGAUCUGAAGUUACUAUCUCUGACCACAUUGCACAGAAGAGUCAAUAAGAAUUUCAAAGAGAGCAAUUUCCACUGAGGGAAUUAAGCUACACAAAAGGAACCUUCACACAGAAACUCUAUAAGAAAGAAAAAAAAAUAUAUAGGAAGCCAUGUGUUCUACAUAGUAACAGGAAACUGAAUUGUUUCUGGUCCCCACUUUAAUGAGCUUGCCCACCAUGCUCAACCGCAGCUGGAAUGUUCAUUGACAACAGCAAGCCUGAUCUGGAGGUGUGUGCCGCAUAGGAUUACUUGAAUAAACAGUGAAGAACAUUUCCAAGAACUAAACAAGAGUUUAUAAGUCCCAGUCCCUCACCAGGAAAAUAAUAUAUGCGCAUUGGAUUUUCACUCACGCAAAAUUUACUCACAUCGUUCAAUAAGGGCUCUGAAACUACCUUGUGUGAAGACCUCAACACUGCUGACCAUGAUCAGCCCAGCCUGGAGCAUCUUCCUCAUUGGGACUAACAUUGGGCUGUUUCUUCAGGUAGCACCUCUAUCAGCUAUGUCUAAAUCCUGUCCAUCUGUGUGCCGCUGUGAUGCCGGUUUCAUUUAUUGCAAUGAUCGCUUUCUGACAUCCAUUCCAACGGGAAUACCAGAGGAUGCUACAACUCUCUACCUUCAGAACAACCAAAUAAAUAAUGCUGGGAUUCCUUCAGAUUUGAAAAACUUGCUGAAAGUGGAAAGAAUAUACUUGUAUCACAACAGUUUAGAUGAAUUUCCUACCAACCUACCAAAGUAUGUAAAAGAGUUACAUUUGCAAGAAAAUAAUAUAAGGACUAUCACUUAUGAUUCACUUUCAAAAAUUCCCUACCUGGAAGAAUUACAUUUAGAUGAUAACUCUGUCUCAGCUGUUAGCAUUGAAGAGGGGGCCUUCCGAGACAGUAACUAUCUCCGGCUGCUCUUCCUGUCCCGUAAUCACCUGAGCACAAUCCCCUGGGGUUUGCCCAGGACAAUAGAAGAACUACGCUUGGAUGAUAAUCGAAUAUCCACUAUCUCAUCACCAUCUCUUCAAGGUCUCACGAGCCUAAAACGCCUGGUUUUGGAUGGAAAUCUGUUAAACAACCAUGGUUUAGGUGAUAAAGUUUUCUUCAACCUAGUCAACUUAACAGAGCUGUCACUGGUACGGAAUUCCCUGACUGCUGCACCAGUAAACCUUCCAGGCACAAAUCUGCGAAAGCUUUAUCUUCAAGACAACCAUAUCAAUCGGGUGCCCCCAAAUGCUUUUUCUUACCUAAGGCAGCUGUAUCGACUUGAUAUGUCCAAUAAUAACCUAAGUAAUUUACCUCAGGGUAUCUUUGAUGAUUUGGACAACAUAACCCAAUUGAUUCUUCGCAACAAUCCCUGGUAUUGUGGGUGCAAGAUGAAAUGGGUGCGUGACUGGUUACAGUCCCUACCUGUGAAGGUCAAUGUGCGUGGGCUCAUGUGCCAAGCCCCAGAAAAAGUUCGGGGGAUGGCUAUCAAGGACCUUAACGCGGAACUGUUUGAUUGUAAGGACAGCGCAGUGGUAAGCACCAUCCAGAUAACCACUGCGACCCCCAACACAGUGUAUCCUGCUCAAGGACAGUGGCCAGCUUCAGUGACCAAACAACCAGACAUUAAGAACCCCAAACUCACUAAGGAUCAGCGAACCACAGGGAGUCCAGCAAGGAAAACAAUUAUAAUUACUGUGAAAUCUGUCACCUCUGAUACAAUUCAUAUCUCCUGGAAACUUGUUCUACCUAUGACUGCUUUAAGACUUAGUUGGCUUAAACUGGGCCACAGCCCAGCAUUUGGAUCUAUAACUGAAACAAUUGUAACAGGAGAACGCAGUGAAUACUUGGUCACAGCCCUGGAGCCUGAUUCACCCUAUCGAGUUUGCAUGGUUCCCAUGGAAACCAGUAACCUCUACCUAUUUGACGAAACUCCUGUUUGUAUUGAGACUGAAACUGCACCCCUUCGAAUGUACAACCCUACAACCACCCUUAAUCGAGAGCAAGAGAAAGAACCUUACAAAAACCCCAAUUUACCACUGGCUGCCAUCAUUGGUGGCGCUGUGGCUCUGGUGACCAUUGCCCUUCUUGCUUUAGUGUGCUGGUACGUUCAUAGGAAUGGCUCGCUCUUCUCAAGGAACUGUGCAUACAGCAAAGGGAGGAGAAGAAAGGACGACUACGCAGAAGCUGGCACCAAGAAGGACAACUCCAUCCUGGAAAUCAGGGAGACUUCUUUUCAGAUGUUACCAAUAAGCAAUGAACCAAUCUCAAAGGAGGAAUUUGUGAUACACACCAUAUUUCCUCCUAACGGAAUGAAUCUGUACAAAAACAAUCACAGUGAAAGCAGUAGUAACCGAAGCUACAGAGACAGUGGUAUUCCAGACUCAGACCACUCACACUCAUGAUGCUAGAGGACUCGCAGCACACUGUGUUUCGGUUUUUUAAACCUAAGGGAGAUGAUGGUAGGAACUCUGUUCUACUGCAAAACACUGGAAAAAAAGAGACUGAGAAAAGCAAUGUACUGUACAUUUGCCAUAUAAUUUAUAUUUAAGAACUUUUUAUUAAAAGUUUCAAAUUUCAGGUUACUGCUGCGAUUGAUGUAGUGGAGAUGCCUGAACACAAUUCUAUAUUUUAGUAUUUUUUAGUAAUUUGUACUGUAUUUUCCUUGCAAAUAUUGAAGUUAUAAACCAUUUACUUUGUGUUCUACUGAGUAAGAUGACUUGUUGACUGUGAAAGUGAAUUUUCUUGCUGUGUUGAACAAUCAGGACUGCGUUCACAUGAGAUCCUUGUAGUAUAAGCACAGGCCAUUUUUCACUUUGGUAUUAAUAACAUGUAAAAAAAAAACCUGGCUGAAUGAAAAAAUGAAAUUUCAAAAAAUAGUUAUGAAAUACUGUUCCAAUAUUAAAUUUGUAUUCCAGUGGUAUUCAAUAAAUCAAAAUAUGUGAGGUAAUGGGCAAUAUCAAACUUGCUGCAUAACUCCAUUUUUUACUCUAAGCAAAUUAAAUAUUCUUAGGAAAGUAAACAUCUUUCUGAACUGAGUACAUCAGCUGGCAUAAAAGGAGUGUGAAGUCUGCUGUUGUUAAUGCCAUUGUUAACAAAGCUUUGAGAAUAAAAGACUUCAUACAAACGAUGUAAACGUGCUUCCAAGUUCAAGGGAAAUUUGUACUUGGGAAAACAUGAAAACUUAGACUUGCAUAGCAUAAUGAACACAAAUAUCAACUGCAUUAUGGUUUUUCCUGUCCCAUCCUGGUUUUUGAGAAGUCAGUUCUAAAGACACAAUUGUUAGUGUUUAUGAUGUUUUUAUCAUAAAAUGUCAAAAAAAAACCUUUACAUACAUUAUAAAGGUAGCAUAACCACAAGCAAUUCCCCUCAACAAUGCAAAGAAAGUAGUACUUUAAAUAAGUGAGAAUUUAAAAGAAAAAUACAUACUAGAAGUCAAAUUUAGAUCUGGUUUAUGUGAAAUGCUUUCACACUGUACAUAAGUGUUCAAUUUACUUUCACAAUGAUCAAGAAUACUGCCCAUUACUGUCACAGUUUUCCAGAUAUUACAUAAUGAACUUGUAAUGUAACAUUUCUUUCUCGCUUCCUACUGAAUUGUGAGCUAUUACUUGUUUAAAAACCACAUCACUUUUCUGUUGCCAUGAUUUUUUUUUCCCCAACAAAAAAACCAAAGUGCAUUGUACGCCCUUUGGCCAGUCUUGUAUGUGCCUUGAUCCAACGCUACAUGUAUUCAGCUUUUAAAACUCGACAAAUUUUUCAUACUUCCUUAAAUAUGAAAAAUUGUGGUCUUAUUGCUGAAUAAAACAAAAAAAGUAUAAAAUAAUCGUGCUUGCUUUUUCAGGAUUAUGUUAUGACCACUAAAAUAGCAAACUGUCCAGCACAUUAGUCUUAAGCACCCCCAUGUAUUUUUCUAGGCAUAAAAAUAAACAUUGGCUACAAAUUUUAAAAAUA
Molecule: messenger RNA, 4641 nt
Organism: Phacochoerus africanus (Common warthog)
Lineage: Eukaryota; Metazoa; Chordata; Mammalia; Artiodactyla; Suidae
Gene: FLRT3
Product: fibronectin leucine rich transmembrane protein 3
Exons: 3
Coding region: 1146-3095 (649 amino acids)
Molecular function (GO): protein binding
Source: RefSeq, a predicted model, not a curated record